UGCCCAUUCAGUCUAAGUAGGCUAGGAAGACAAGUGAAUCAUUCCGCCAAGUUCUCUUAGCUCGCGCCAUCAUUUUGAAUUCAACUGUUUUAGCGCUCGGCCAACCGUGAUAUUUUGCGCGUCUCAUUUUACGGAUUAGCACUCUUGAUUUAUGAAAGUUUCAUCAAAAAAAUUCUAAUUUUGAAGAUGACAUGAUACUUAAAGCCUAUUGGACUGUUUUGGUAAUCGUCUUUAUCGGCCUUACGGUGUAUUUCAACAUUUCAACCCUUUUGGUGGUAGAUGAAGAAAAGAAUUUGGCCGUGAAACCACUCGUGUUACCAGUGAAAAAAAUCAUGGCUUAUUCGUUCAAUAAGCAAAUUGAACUUGACGGAAAAGAGUUUGUGUGUGAAAAUAGGUUUUCAAAAAACAAUGCAAGUGGUCUAAAUGAAGCGAAAUUUUGGUCAAAAGUGGCUGAUAUGGAAGUUUAUGUCACUUCAGUUACCUUGGAUGAGAGACUAGAACCAUAUAGUUAUUUGAGAAUAGUUGGAGCUAUGAAAGGUAGUUGGAAUGCAACAUUGUACUGUCAGAUUUCGACCAACGAUGAUAACGUCCGAAUUAUUAAAUCUACCGUUACGCCCAUAUGGUACGAGAAAUGGGACAUGAAUGACAAUAACACUUAUUACAAUCCCGUUUUGAUAUCCUGCAGGCUGCCGGGAUUUAUAAACAGUUCCAAACCGACAUCAGUGGCUCUAUCUAAAAAUCCUUGCCAAUCUUCUCACAAGUAUUUGGAGAUAGCAAAACCGAAAGUUAUCAGAAAACUGAAUUUUACAUUGUGCGUAAAACCACUUAAUUUCGCCCAGGAUAUUUCUGGGCAUUUAGUGGAAUGGAUUGAGAUGUCCAGAAUACUUGGAGCACAGUAUUUUCACAUAUUUGUACAAAAUGUUACCAAAAGCACCAGACGACUAUUGAAAUGGUAUAAGCAUCGGUAUCCUAACAUGAUAAACUUGGAGGAUUUUUCACCGGUAGACUCAUGCAAUAGCUGUACGAAAAGAAACUACUUGCAACAGACAUGGCAAAGACGUAGAUACGAAGUGGUGACAUAUAAUAAGUGCUUUUACAGCAACUUAAAUUCCCAGUUUAUAGUUCCUUUAGAUGUAGAUGAAAUUAUUGUGCCGAAAUCCGUUAGAACGUGGCAAGAUCUGGUACAAAACAGAGGUAAUUACUCGUCGCUAAUUAUACAAAACGUCUAUUUCUUCGCAAGAAGUAAGAACCGUUUUAAUCGCCCCUUUUUCCUUAACGAAAAUAGACGGAAUAAAGUACCGAACCAAAAAGGAGAAAACGGCAAAAGUUUUAUAUCGACAAAAAAUACGUUAACUGUAUUUAACCAUUAUGCGUUGCAGCUAUUAAGACCGGGUGUAAUCAAAGACUACUACUUUAUGCAAUUUACGGACGCGCAAUUAAAUCAUUACAAAGCGUCAUGUAAUUCAGAGAUAUUUCCUGAAUGUGCCAAGUAUUUGUCUAGUCCUACUAUCAUUGAUGAUAUAAUUUCAAGGUAUAAAAACGAAUUUUACCUACGAUAUCACAAGGUGUUAAAUAGGAUGAAGAAUGAUGGAAUAAACAUUUUUUAAACUA
Messenger RNA from Dendroctonus ponderosae (mountain pine beetle), 1611 nucleotides. RefSeq lists its product as uncharacterized. The transcript has 4 exons. The record is from RefSeq and is a predicted model, not a curated record. Bases 192 to 1607 code for a protein of 471 amino acids. NCBI's taxonomy places the organism in Eukaryota, Metazoa, Arthropoda, Insecta, Coleoptera, Curculionidae.